Molecule: messenger RNA, 4566 nt
Organism: Lytechinus pictus (painted urchin)
Lineage: Eukaryota; Metazoa; Echinodermata; Echinoidea; Temnopleuroida; Toxopneustidae
Product: mucin-2-like
Exons: 16
Coding region: 665-2281 (538 amino acids)
Source: RefSeq, a predicted model, not a curated record
AUACAGUACAGUGAAUUCGUGGUAGGCAGCGCAGGUAUGCUGCUGCAGAUUUUUGUAGGCAUAAUCUUGCAUCUUGGACAGUUGUUUUCAAUUUUCAGCGUUACGUUUUGGAAAGAUUUUUUUAGUUCAGGAACUGAGUGAGAUGAUGAUGAACCUGAUUUGGAUCUUGCCAGAAAAGUGAUACAUCCAAGCCUAAUAAUACAAUGCCAGUAAAUCAGCAUCUCAAGUACACGUACAUUGGAUAGUUUUCCCUUCAGCCAGUUUUCAGUGGCAAGAUUACUAUGCAUUUGGUCUAUGAUCACUGCAGCUAGCUGUAAGUCUCUGUAUUAAUCCAAAUCCUAUGAUUUCACGCUCUAAUAUGGAACCAACUCGACUUCAAAUUUACAAUAUAUACCUUGUCUGUAUGUAUUAUUAGAACACAAUUUUAAUGAAUCCAUGAAAUUCAUUUAUUGAGGAUCUACAUGUACGUGACAAGCAAGGGCUUUCAUCUGCUUUUACAAAAACAUGGAGAAACUUCACCAUCACAUAAAUGAUUUAAGCGAGCGGUUACGCCGGCUUUCUCCGUGCGAGAGAUAUUGUGUUUACAAUGCAAGGAUGUGACUUAAUUGCUGACAUAUUAUACUGUGAGAUUUCAGACAUUAGCCUACUCUCGAGCUGAUUCAAGAUGGAUUCACCCGACGACAUAUGCUUCAAGGGUAAUAGUGCCCUUGAGUGCAACUGUACUUCCUCCCCACCUGAACUUCCCCCAAAACCGAGCUUUUGUAUAGAACCAUGUACACCCCCAACUACAACCACGGGGACAACCACCGAAACUCCAACGACUACGCCAGGUACACCACCUGGAACUACAACGGUAAUGACAGAAUCCCCACCUAUCACAACUACAGCAGAACCGUCAACAACAGGACCUAGUCCUAGUACUGGUAUUACGGACCAGCCUACCAUUGAGACCAGCCCUGUCACUGAUGAGUUCUCGUCUCCUUCUGAUACUAACCCCACCCCUGAUGCUGGACCAAGCUCUAGCCCCUCUAAUUUGUAUACUAAAACUGAGCCUUCUGAAGGAUCAACUUCUAACCCAGAAUAUACGACAUGGACAACUCCCGAAUCAACAACCACUUCAUCGAUUGGUCCUGAAAGCACAACCUUGGAAACUACUACCACUGAUUUCAACACAACACAAGGCAAUGAUACAACAACCGCAACGCCAGCAACUCAAGAUCCUGGCACUGAAUAUACGACAUGGACAACUCCCGAAUCAACAACCACUUCAUCGAUUGGUCCUGAAAGCACAACCUUGGAAACUACUACCACUGAUUUCAACACAACACAAGGCAAUGAUACAACAACCACAACGCCAGAUAAUGGCUCGCCAACAACUCAAGAUGCUGCCACAGGUACUGCACCCAUUGUACCUAGCACAAGUGAUAUGAAUAGUGGCAGUACAUUCGGUGGCACCGAAAUAAUCACAGAUAUUGCAUCUACUGCUGGUACCACACCGUACGAUGAUGGCACGCCCCCCGUGGAUACUAGUAGUAGCGCUACCAAUACAGGUAUUUUUACAUCAGAUGGGACAACCUUUUCCGAUCCCACAUCACUUGGUCCGACGGAAUAUACCAGAAGUGAUGGUAUGACUGCUACUUCUUCAAAUCCUCCAUUGGAAACAUUUUCAACAGGCUUACCCAACGGUACAUCCCCUAACUUAAAUGAAACAACUCCUCUUAUAUCAACGACGGAAACAGCAUUGCCUACCUGUUAUGAUAACUGCAAUAUUACAGCAUCUCCAUCUGCUGAAACAACAUUGCCUCCCUGUUAUGAUAACUGCAAUAUUACAGCAUCUCCAUCUGCUGCUCUCAUCGCUGGUUGUGUAUGUGGGGCAGUUGCCAUCAUUGUCCUCUGUGGAAUCCUAAUAUGGUAUCUCUGGAAGAACAAAAAGUGUUGUUUUGCUCCUGUGGGCAGCAGGGGGAAAAAUGGAUCUAAAGAGUGUUUGGCUGAUCAUGAAGAGAAUAAUGUGGAACUGACGAAAGUCGAGAAAAAGGGGACAGUCAUACUCACCCCUGUAACCAACCCAACAGUUAUGCCUGGACCUCUACCACCAAUUCCUAAUUCUGAAAUAACUCCCGUGAAUCACCCCAGCACAGAGGAGACAUCGCCCUCACACAGCACAGGGAGCAAACCGGGCAACGCUACGUCCAAAAAGAAAAAGAAACUGAGCAGAUCGAACAGGGUUAGUCCAGAACCCAUUCCUGGUCCUACGUCACCAAAAGGAGGAGGAGGUGGAUAGCCAAGAGACAUUCCGAAAUGCUCAUUGUACUUUCUCAACUCAUCCUCGCUAGUUAUUAUUGGCUGGUCUACCACAAGCAGUGCCAUGUGAAGUUGCUGACAUGGGCAAUUAAUGAAUGAAGGAAUUUAUUCGGCAAUAUAAAAAUGAAAACCAAAUUCGUUUACAAUCACAAGGAUGUGCAUAAUGAUGAGCCAGGACCUCUUAAAAAGCAACUCAUGCUUGUGGGCAAGGCCCUACGGCAACACUUGUGGGCACGACAAGAACAGUUCUUGAUGACUCUGAGCAAAAGUGUUACACAGUUUUGUAUGGUCUGUAUCUCCGUGGACAAAGCCAUGUUUACUGCCAAGAAAUUAUUCUAUACCCUACAUCUUGGCCUACAUCUUAGCAGAUGUAACUGUAUGUAUAGAAAAUUGUGUGUUAUUCAAGAAAGAGGACAAAUUGUGCAACUAUCGCAUCAGAUAUCCAGUGUAUCCCGAAUCCGUCCCUUCCUCACUUGGUCGAUGAUGAGGUUAGAUUGUUCUGGAGAUGAUGAUAUCUCAGGACAGUAUUGGCCAUACGGUGGUCAAAGACACCUUGUGCAACCGCGCUGCCACUGUACUGAACAACAACCACUGCCCUGGUGUGACACUAGUCUCAUCUGAUUUAGAGUAUACAUCACGUCUUGUUCAGAGAUGCAACCUGUAGGUAACAACAGUAAAUACUGUUCUUUCGACUUUGGACAAUCUCUGAUAGCAAAUGAAAUAUUCUUGUGUCAGCAUAAUCGCCACAAUCCAAUGAUAGUCUUGUUUAAGGCUCUGUUAGCAGAUAUCAGAAGAAAUACCGUUCUUUGAACAUUAACAAUCUCCAAUGGCCAUUGGAACAUGCUUGUGUCAUUGGGAUACUGUAUGUUUGCCAUAACGUCGAGAGUUUGUUCAAGAAGCUCCCACCAUGUAUCAACAGGAUGUACAGGAGGAUCAUUUCUACAUGGAAUGACACUUGUAUGCCAUAAAGAACAUCCAAAAUCUUGUUUGUAGAUGUAGCCACAUGCUGAUGUUCGAUCUUCAUUGGUAAAAAUUCAAAUUUUCAAUGAGUUUCUGGAUGGAAGCAAAUUUGGUAUUUAAUUUAUUGUAAGAAAGGUUCACCAGUCGUAAAAUCAUGCUUAAUUUAUGGACAACUUCAUGAAAAGACCCCCCUAGUUAUUUCAUAGAUGCUAGUGACCAUAAUUUCCCGAUGCUGCUUUUCUCUGAAGAGUGGUUUCAGGAAGUCUAUAACAGUCACACGGGCCGGGCGCUGGUGAAACAUCUUCUAUUAGUAGUCAGCAGCACUUUUUUGUGUUUCACAUGUAUAUCUUCACUUCAAAAGAUAAAUACAACUUUAGGGUUUCAUCCUUUACUGCAAUUCUGUUGGUGGUGUGCAAUGCAGUGUGCGUCUUUCUUUCAUGGUCUUGAGUGAGGAUUCUCUAUUACGAAUCAUUCAAGUUUUAUAUGAUUUAUUCAUCACUGUUUUUCUGUACACAAUUCAAUUGGAUUGUUUACUGCGUUGGUGUACACAUACACAUAAAGAUUGAUUGAACAACUAUGAAAGUGUCUGAAUCUUUAAAGAUGGUUCAAAUGUGUAAGGGGUUGUUUGGUUGCAAUCUGUCAUAUAUAUAUAUAAACUCCUCAAAAAAAGUUAAGAAAUCUGACUUUGAUCGAUAAUCCCUCCUCGGUUUUAGUAAAUAUCAAGGUGUUAUUAAUAUCACUGAAUAGAUCAAUUAAUUUUCUUUAAAAUGAUACCCUACAUGAUAUGAUUGUGGUUCACAUGGAGGUGCAGUGCCUUGAAAUGUGGGGCAAGGUCAAAAUUCAAAAGUUGCAAAAUGACACAAUAUUGAAAGUCACUGUUCUUUUUUCCGUGGUGAUGAGUGAGUUUCUCAGCGGUUUCUUUUGACUUUGAUCAAUAAUCCCUCCUCGGUUGUAGUAAAUAUCAAUGUGUAAUUAAUAUCAAUGCAUAGAUCAUUUAAUUUUCUUUAAAAUGAUACCCUACAUGAUAUGAUUAUGGUUCACAUGGAGGUACAGUGCCUUGAAAUGUGGUGCAAGGUCAAAAUUCAAAAGUUGCAAAAUUACACAAUAUUGAAAGUCACUGUUCUUUUUUCCAUGGUGAUGAGUGGGUUUCUCAGCGGUUUCUUGUAAUUGUUUUCAUGCACCUUAACAUCAACAUUAACCUACAAUCAAACACACCUCUGUACAAGCAAACACAUAAGAAACAAACAAACAUGCAUGGGUAUUUCAAACCAUGUUAUCUCACAGAACCAUCACUACAUAAACCAC